AUGGCUUCGCUGAGGCGGGUGAAGGUGCUGCUGGUGCUGAACCUGGCGGCCGUGGCCGGCUUCGUGCUGUUCCUGGCCCGCUGCCGGCCCAUCGCCGUGCGCGGCGGGGACGCCUUCCACGAGCUCCGGCCGCGCGCCGAGGCCGCCAACCUCAGCGCGCCCGCCCGCCCCGUCCAGGACGCCGUGCUGCGGCGCCUGUCGCUGCUCGAGGACAUCGUCUACCGGCAGCUCAACGGCUUGUCCAAAUCCCUUGGCCUCAUUGAAGGGUAUGGGGGCCGAGGCAAAGGCGGUCUUCCCGCAACCCUGUCCCCGGCUGAAGAAGAGAAGGCUAAGGGACCCCAUGAGAAGUAUGGCUACAACUCCUUCCUCAGUGAGAAGAUCUCACUGGACCGCUCCAUUCCGGAUUACCGGCCCACCAAGUGCAAGGAGCUCAAGUACGCCAAGGAGCUGCCACAGAUCUCCAUCAUCUUCAUCUUCGUGAAUGAGGCACUGUCGGUGAUCCUGCGGUCCGUGCACAGCGCCGUCAACCACACGCCCACACACCUGCUCAAGGAGGUCAUCCUGGUGGAUGACAACAGCGACGAAGAGGAGCUCAAGGCCCCCCUGGAGGAAUAUGUGCACAAGCGCUAUCCCGGGCUGGUGAAGGUGGUGCGGAACCAGAAGCGAGAGGGUCUGAUCCGAGCACGCAUUGAGGGCUGGAAGGCGGCCACAGGCCAAGUCACCGGCUUCUUCGACGCACACGUGGAGUUCACGGCUGGCUGGGCAGAGCCUGUCCUGUCUCGAAUCCAGGAGAACGGGAAGCGGGUGAUCCUGCCGUCCAUCGACAACAUCAAGCAGGACACCUUUGAGGUGCAGCGCUACGAGAACUCAGCCCACGGAUACAGCUGGGAGCUGUGGUGCAUGUACAUCAGCCCCCCGAAAGACUGGUGGGAUGCCGGGGACCCUUCCCUCCCCAUCAGGACGCCUGCCAUGAUCGGCUGCUCCUUUGUGGUCAACAGGAGAUUCUUUGGGGACAUCGGCCUGCUGGACCCGGGCAUGGACGUGUAUGGUGGGGAGAACAUCGAGCUGGGGAUCAAGGUGUGGCUGUGUGGGGGCAGCAUGGAGGUGCUCCCCUGCUCGCGUGUGGCACACAUCGAGCGGAAGAAGAAGCCGUACAACAGCAACAUCGGCUUCUACACCAAGAGGAACGCGCUGCGAGUGGCUGAGGUGUGGAUGGACGACUACAAGUCCCACGUGUACAUCGCGUGGAACCUGCCACUGGAGAACCCAGGGAUCGACAUAGGUGACGUUUCAGAGAGAAGAGCUUUGCGGAAAAGCUUGAAGUGUAAGAGUUUCCAGUGGUACCUGGACCACGUCUACCCCGAGAUGAGAAGAUACAACAACACCGUGGCCUACGGGGAGCUGCGAAACAACAAGGCAAAAGAUGUCUGCCUGGACCAGGGUCCCUUGGAGAAUCACACGGCCAUCCUGUACCCAUGCCACGGAUGGGGGCCACAGCUGGCCCGCUACACCAAGGAGGGCCUCCUGCACCUGGGCGCCCUGGGGACCACCACACUCCUGCCGGACACCCGCUGCCUGGUGGACAGCGCCAAGAGCCGGCUGCCCCAGCUCCUGGACUGCGACAAGGUCAAGAGCAGCCUGCACAAGCGCUGGGCCUUCAUCCAGAAUGGAGCCAUCAUGAACAAAGGCACAGGGCGCUGCCUGGAGGUGGAAAACCGGGGCCUGUCCGGCCUGGACCUCAUCCUGCGGCCCUGCACAGGGCAGCGGUGGACGAUUAAGAACUACAUCAAGUAGCCGGAGGGGCUGGGCCUGACCAGCCCAACUCGGGACAUGGUGGCAGCCACAGGAGCCCAGGCCCCGGGCUGCAUGGGGUCCCCAGCUGAAGACUUGAGCCCCAUGGGUCUCCCAGGAGCCCUGAGGCUGGUGAACCUUGGAAAGCACCCCCAACCCUUCUCGGGGACCCCUGGAGCUGUGUCCCCCAGCUCCAGGCCUCAGGGGGGCCACUGUUCCCCUCUGCGUCAUCCCCGCCCUGGUGCCAGGGUCUGGGCCAGGCAGGGCCCCCCACUUCCUCAUCGUCUGCAGCAGCCGCAGCUUCCGAACCUCACCCGGCCUCAGAGAAAUGGGGGGCUCCAUCCUCCUCUUCAGAAGAGGAGCAAAGCCCCUGCUCCAUUGGUUUGAGGUGGCUUCUGCGUGUUCAUACUCCACAGCCCGGGAGGCCCCGGGCCCACAGUGCUGGACUUCCUGGGCCUCCCUAAGGGGCCUUGAAGGGUGACACCAGACACUGGGCACCUGGCUUCUCCAUGUGUGCCCCUCAGGGGCUGGAAUCAGGCUGGAAACACCUCCAUGGGCUCCCCGCAGUGGAGCCUGCUCUGCCGGCCAUGGCCAGGCAGGGGCAGUGUGGCCUGGCUCAUGAUGCCUCAGAGGAGAGUGAGGAGCUGAAGAAUGGCCGGUGAGGACCCAGGACCUGGAUGAUGCUCCAGGCCUCAUCGCCCUGGCUCUGCCGGCCACACGGGCCGUCUCCUCUGCAGAAUAAUUGCAUCGUUUCUUUCCAAUUGCCCUCUGGCGAGGGUGCACCUGUAAAUCAGAGUUAAUAUAUGAGCGUGUGUGCAUGCAUGGGAGAGGGUGUAAGUGUGCGUGCGUGCGUGCAUGCAUGUGCGUGUGUGUGUGUGUGUGUGUGUGUGUGUGUGUGUGUGUGUGUGGUGGGGAGAGCAUCACAGCUCUGUGGCCUGGGGCUCGCUGCUUUGCUCACCUGUGUGGGGGGCAGGCUCCUGUCGCUGGCCACAGUCUUGCCUGGGGUGGGCCCCGCCUCUGCCAGUCAGUCCCCACUGCUGCCCCUGGCCACCCCCUGCCCAGGAGGACCCCUGUAGUCACCUGCCCAUGCGAGGGGCCAGGACCUCACCUGGCAUUCUCUUGGUGGUGGUUCCAUUACCCCAUUCCCCAUCUUGAAAUAAAUAUGUUAGCACUU
This is a messenger RNA of Dipodomys spectabilis (banner-tailed kangaroo rat), 2965 nucleotides long. It is a transcript of the gene Galnt17, whose product is annotated as polypeptide N-acetylgalactosaminyltransferase 17. Gene Ontology annotation, cellular component: Golgi apparatus. The record is from RefSeq and is a predicted model, not a curated record. NCBI's taxonomy places the organism in Eukaryota, Metazoa, Chordata, Mammalia, Rodentia, Heteromyidae. The transcript has 11 exons. The coding region runs from base 1 to 1794 and encodes 597 amino acids.